CACCAUUCCAGUAAUAUUCGAACGAAUCAGUUUCCACGCCACGGCCUUGCAACGAGGUUGUCAUUUUGAGAUCCACCGUCCGUCGCGCAGUCCAUCAGCGAGAUGAUGUCCAUCACGAUACCGCGGGUCCUCGACCAUGACCAAAACAACAGCAGCCCCGUUGACGACCGCACUCGAUCGCCCACGUUCUCGAUCUCGUCGCUUCUAAACCCCGUGGCGUUGAAACAACAGCGCGACGCCACCAAAGGGAUGGGCGCGACGGCGUUUGCAAAGGAUUUGACGGGCGCGUAUGGGCUCUUGGACCUUCGACGCGACACACAGUGCUUCCUCUCGAGCUGCACCCGCGAAGCCACCGUCGGGGGCCUCUGCGUCGACCACACGUGCAAGGUGCGGGGGUGCCGCAACUUUUCCAUCCACAACGACAUGUGCCAAUUCCACAGCACCGGUAUCGACGACAACACCGAUAUGGGCGCGCUCACCACCCCGCGCAUGAGGCCUGAUGCGCUCCGCCUGCAUCACCACCACCUGCCGUCGCUCGACGUCACCAGCCCCAUGUGCAAGUCGUCCGCCGCGAUUGCGGCCGCCAGCGCGCUCCUCGCCAACUCGAACUCGUCCAAGACGUACGUGCGCAGUCGGUAUUGCAAGAUCACCGACUGUCAUAAACUGCGCCACAAGAACGGUUUGUGCGUGGCCCAUGGCGGCGGCUGGUACUGCAAGGUCGACGGGUGCACCAAGCAUUCCAAGGCCAAAGGACUGUGUAGUGCCCACGGUGGCAUCCACUACUGUCGUGUGGACGGAUGCACCAAGUACCGAAAAAAGAAGGGCUUGUGCAUCGCACACGGCCGUGGCUUGUUUGGUCGCAGCGACAGUAUCGGGAGCGCCGACGACGAAUAAGUACUCUUCCACCGUACCUCGCAUCACUAUUUAUCCACCCCACCACCCAAGCCUCCCCCGAAUGUGUAUUUAAGCCUGUAAAUAGUUCGUGUAAAUAAACUGACCUCCAAUUGCUCCA
Messenger RNA from Aphanomyces astaci, 1012 nucleotides. RefSeq lists its product as hypothetical. The coding region runs from base 103 to 894 and encodes 263 amino acids. The transcript has a single exon. The record is from RefSeq and is a predicted model, not a curated record. Lineage: Eukaryota; Oomycota; Saprolegniomycetes; Saprolegniales; Verrucalvaceae.